Coniophora puteana RWD-64-598 SS2 is the source of this 3049-nucleotide messenger RNA. RefSeq lists its product as uncharacterized. Lineage: Eukaryota; Fungi; Basidiomycota; Agaricomycetes; Boletales; Coniophoraceae. Gene Ontology annotation, biological process: regulation of Ras protein signal transduction; mitotic spindle orientation checkpoint signaling. The transcript is spliced from 3 exons. The coding region runs from base 235 to 2844 and encodes 869 amino acids. Gene Ontology annotation, cellular component: SIN/MEN two-component GAP complex; mitotic spindle pole body. Gene Ontology annotation, molecular function: GTPase activator activity. The record is from RefSeq and is a predicted model, not a curated record.
UGGAUGUUGACUGACCCGACGUCACUUCGCCUUCAGGUCGCAACUUUUAGCUCCCAACAAUCCUUUCUUUUCUCCCAGCAUUCGACGCAAGAGCUCGUGGGAUAUUCACUACAUAUCUCAUCUCGGCGUCCACCCCCUCCCCCUUGUCUGCCCUCCCCUACUCCGAUUGAGCCCCUACCUACUUCUCCCCGCUAGUCGGGGAUAUAAUUCUCCUCUUUUCCACCACUAAUUCGCAUGCCUACCAUUCCUGCUCCAGUCACCCCAACUGAACGCGAAGAAUGGCCCGAUGCUGACUUCGAUCUCCGGGAGGGAGACCAUCUGCCAAAUCUACAUGUAGACUCUGACAAGGAAGACGAUGACUGGGACUGGGACGAGGAGAUGGAUCUGGGAAAGACUGGCGUGAAGGCCCAGGUAACCGCUGAUAGCUCACUGUCCCGAACGGCUGGGCUCCCCUCAGGCAUGAUCACUAUCCGCCCACCACUGACCAGCCAAGGAGAGGAUGCGGAUGAGGACGAGGAUGAAGAAGGUUUCUCGACAAUAAAGAUGACCGCCCUCCCUCAACACAAACCCUUGUCUAAUACUGCGCCGUCAGCAUUUAUAGAUGAGGACAUCGAAUCCGCCUUCGCGCUUCCCUCAGAUCUCACUCAGCUCUCACUUGCCCCCCUUCCUCUCAGCCAUAGGUCCUCAAAGAACUCUCUGGAGUGGGGAGACAAAGACCAAACGUCAUCUUCCCACUCUUCCGACGCGUACUCCACUUUUGGAUUCGGUGCUGCUGCUUCAUCCUCAUCUAAUUCAGUCACCACAGUUUCUCUACUAGACUCCGAAGAUAGUGGAUGCGAGGAUGUCUCGGAGGGCGAAUUGGAUGGACUCAUCAUUCCUUCGGGAAUGUUUGAUAAAGGCCAGAGUGGCAAGUAUCUCAAGAAGAUGUUGGAGCUCAAGAAGACAGCGCAAUCAUCAGAACGGCUAGAGAAAGCCGCCAGCCCCCAUCCAGAUGAUGACUUUGAGUCUGGUCUUGUCAUCGAAGAUGAUGAUUUCAACCCAAGUCGGCUACUCAUCGCUCAGCACAGCAGCAAGUUGUCUAGUCGCAGGAAAAGUGCCCCCUCUAGGCCAAAUCUCGCGCGUCCUCAUUCAAGAGCCCGCAUGGAUCGUGCAAAGUCCCCAGUCAACCCCCCAAUAUCCUCUGCGCGUCAACUACAAAGGCUCAAGCUAUCGUCAUCCCCUCCACCCCAGACCGUGGCACCACGUGCUCAGUCAUAUAAGGAAGCACUCUCUUCCGCCCUACCCGUAUCCAAUGCCGCCACCCUUUUGUCUACCAAGCCUGGCAGUCUUCGUGGCCAGAAGUCACAUACUGGCCUCAAACCCCCCACACCACCCUCCACCCAACGCAAGCAGUUGACUCGCAAGGCUUCUUUGUCCUCACUAAUGGAGACAUCAUCCCAAGCGUUAGACACGGGACAAGCUCCGGUAGCAGGACCGUCGACGACAAAGACGGCACGAUAUGAAGCGCCGACAGCUGCUUCGCGUGCUAAGUCUCAUACCAGCUCGACCAGCCGUAUGCAUCAACUUGACUACAUGGUACCUCCCACAAGACCCACAACCCCUUCCUCCAAUCCUGCCGCCCUUCGCCUCACAAUGCCCACUGCCAUGCGAUCAAAAUCGAGACCAUCCUUGACCGCCAUCUUCGCUGCCUCCCCCGCCAUAGCCGUUCCUCCCCUCCCACCUCACCGUUCCACUUCUCCUGCCCCACCACGGCCGCCUUCUACACAAUCUCUACGCACGCGAGGAUCUCAACCGCGUCCUCAAUCAACUGCACCUUCCGCCACAGCCCCAAAGUUGCUACGAAAACCGAAGCGAUUACGAACAUAUGGCGAUGGCACGGAACUGGAUGGCUUCGAUGAUUUGCCGACCGACCGGGACAAGGAGGGCCAGUAUAGAGUGCAGCCAAAGGGUGCUAAUCGCAUCACCGGUUCAGGUCAUUCAAAGGCUUCAGAGAAGGAUCCUCUACAAGAGCGAAAAACGGGAAGGAGGGGAUCUAUUGGCUCAGGUAAGUAUCUGCACGGCGCAGCCAACCCCAACUCACUCCGCCGGACUGUGCGGAUAGAAUUCCCUUCAGGGGAAAAAUCCUUGAAGAAGAAAAAGGAGGCUCCUUCUCCCCAAGCGCGGAAAAAGCCGACCCUCAUCCGGCAAAUGGGAGGUACUAACGCUCCGAAAGUUGUCGGAGAAAUGAAGUGGAACCCAUCCACUCUCAGGUGGGAAGGUAAUGACCAGGCGCUCCGUGACUUCGAUGCUGCCGUCGGCACUUCAGCCAGACCUGCCCUUAUCACCCACCUGACUGGAUCGUCCAUUGGUUCACCAGUGGGAUCCUUUGCGGCUGGCGCCCGCAAAGUCGGAAAUAUGAUUUUCGAUCCAACGCGAAUGUGCUGGAUAUCAACUCUCCCCGCUGACGAGGAGCCUGACGUAUUCGCUGACCUCGCCGACGAUGAAGAUGAUUAUGUUUGGGAAACCAAAGGCGGCACGAUUCGUGCAAGCCAGCAGACCGGAGGAACCACAAACCCAUGUGAACCCUCCUUGACGUCUGUCGCUACCGCCCUUAAUGCUCUCAGUCCUGCCUCCAGCCGAACACGGACCAUCUCCGAAUCAGGUGACAGCGACCGAGGUUCGCGAGCAUCUAUUUUCUUUGACGUGGACGAUGACUUCGUCGAGAGAUGCCGCGCCGCUGAGGAGCGACAUCGUUCCGAAAUGAAGGGAUGGCGGUCAGCACUCUCCAGGCAAGUCGACACCGUUGGCGAGCCUGAUCGACAAGAACUUUAUGAGAUCCGUGCCCUGGCUACACGAAAAUACUAGCCCUCUCUAACAUGUUUAUAAUAUUAAUCUAUGUUGCCCACAUGUGCCUUUUCGUCACUUUCCUUCGGACCUCUGCGCAUAUACUCUCCUUCGUAGUUCUCAUCUACACAUAGUCACUCCUUUAAACUUUCUAGUUCUUUAAUUGACCUUUUGUUUUCCUUUUGCUCGAUGUGUAUGGGAUUUGCAACAUGCGUCUUGGCUUCAU